GGUCGUGCUGAGGAGUUCGGCGGCACAAAGCAGCUCGACCAACCUGCUAUAUGUACAUACAGUAUAGAUCUUUUCCUCUCAUCUUCGUCUACUCCAAGUGUCCGUCUCUCGUCUUCGACCCCGAGUCGCAAUAGAGGAUGGCAGCUAUGGGAUUGACGAAGUAAUAUCUCAAGAGCGGAUGGCCAGCAGUGAGAUACGCCUGCUACACCGCUCGAUGACAGCUACGAGACCAACCGGCGUCAAUCACUUUGGCUGGAAAGGUUCACCGAAUACGGCUUUCUCGGGAGGAUCUGCUGGUGCGCCUGAACUGCUUGGUGACGGAUACGAGACAGAAAACCUGCCGGGCAUCUACACGGGAUCCAUGCCACGUCUUCACCCAGAAAUGCCAGGGGGCCCCUACGGAAUCCCGGUGGAUCUCCAGCCUUUCCAUCAACUUCAUCCGUUGGAUCUGUACGCACUGGGUCACGCAUUGCUCCGAGCGACGAGCGGCAGGGUGCAGAACAGAGGACCAGUGUACGGAGAUAGCCUUUACGGUGUUCCUUCUGGAAAUCACUGGAAUCCAGUAAUGUUGGAGGCCAGCGAGGAUGAGGAUUUGUCUGUUAAAGGUCAAGGCCGACCAAAUUCAAGACGGAAGAGAAGUACGGAACAGUGGGGAGGAGAUGAAUCUCCCAGCAGAAGACAUGGACGGAAAGGACGGAAAGGACGGAAAGGACGGAGAGGACGUCGACCAGCUUUUGAACAAGCACCUUUUGGCCAAACAACUUCUGAUGGUAAUCUAAUGCUUGGAAGACUGCACCACUGCCCUGGGAAAAACGCAAUUAAACUAAAAUUACCGGUUACACUCAAGAAAUAAAAGAGCGACAUAAUUUUCUCUCAUUGCUUUAAGUACAAAGCAUUUAUUUUGUUAUCUGCUGGCAAACUUUGCUUGGCGGCUUGCGUCACAGUAUGCUAAUGUAACACUUUUUAAAUGCCGCACAACACCUCCGACGUGUCUGGUCUGAAAAGCAGAAACAUGCCCCUUGAUUUAGUGCAGUUAUGAAAAGAACGUGCACAACUCAAACAUAUGGGCACUGCGAAAUAGUAAAAGAAGUGAAUUUAAUCUUGUGCAUAAAGCCCCUAUGCAU
Dermacentor andersoni is the source of this 1124-nucleotide messenger RNA. The record is from RefSeq and is a predicted model, not a curated record. Lineage: Eukaryota; Metazoa; Arthropoda; Arachnida; Ixodida; Ixodidae.